Molecule: messenger RNA, 1047 nt
Organism: Jaminaea rosea
Lineage: Eukaryota; Fungi; Basidiomycota; Exobasidiomycetes; Microstromatales
Product: putative sexual development protein
Exons: 3
Source: RefSeq, a predicted model, not a curated record
CCCUUGGCUGAUGGAUUCCCCACACCCAAUCCUGCCCAGCUGGCAAAGAUCGAGGAGACCGCAAUGGGUACUGUGCCUAAUGGGCCUCUCCCCAAGAAGCUGGACCCUGAUUCCAUCACGGCGUUGCAGCUCGUGGCCUUCAAUGAGAUGAUGGAGGUCGCCCUCUUCAACAGCCUCGUGACUAACAUCACCACUAACGCGAAAGGGUACAGCGACUUCCAAGGCGAGACGAAGGACUAUGUUCUCAAGGUCUUCAAAACCGUCCUCGCCCAAGAAGAGAUCCACGCCAUCUCGGCCAACGCUGCCCUCAAAUCUGCCGGUGCCCCCACGAUCGCGCCCUGUGGCUCAUACCAUUUCCCCGCCACGACAUUCGAGGAGGGCGUUCUGUUCGCGGACGAGGUUACAGCUCUCGUACUCGGCGUCCUACAGGAUGUGGCCUCCACCUUUGCCAAAUCGGACGAUGCUCGCGGUCUCGUCGGACUGGUAGCGAGCGUCGUAGGCCAGGAGGGCGAACAGCGCGGCUACUAUCGUCGUGUGGGCAAGCAUGUUCCCUCCAGCCUCCCCUUCGGUACGCAAGCAAACGUCCAGCUGGCUUGGAACGCCCUGCAGCAAUUCGUCUCCGACUGCCCGAGCGCGAAGGAUAUCAAGCUCAAGGCUGGAGAGCCCGUUACUGUCGUCUUCCCACCCAAGGAGAGCGUGACCGCUACGACGGUGCUUUCCUUCAAGGCGAACACCACCAACCCUCCUCCUCUAGCCGGGACGGAUAAGAACCAGGACAAGAACAAGCACCCUCCUGCUCCUGGUGCCUCGUCGUCGUACUUUGUCACCUACAUCAACCAGCUCAACACUCCCGUUACGGUACCCGCCAAGAUCAACAACCCGCCUCACGGCGCCAAGCCCGCUCCUGGUACCGUGGAGAUAAUGGCUCCCUUCCCCUUGCACGAGCACAAGUUGAAUGGACUCACCCUCGCCCUCGUUGGGACGCAAAAGGGGCCCUUUGCUACGCUAGAGGACGCAGUCAAGGGGAGCGUGGCCGGGCCGGGCUUG